This is a messenger RNA of Eremomyces bilateralis CBS 781.70, 735 nucleotides long. RefSeq lists its product as uncharacterized. The record is from RefSeq and is a predicted model, not a curated record. The annotation marks the transcript as partial. The transcript has a single exon. Lineage: Eukaryota; Fungi; Ascomycota; Dothideomycetes; Eremomycetales; Eremomycetaceae.
AUGUUAGAUGACGGGUUAAAAGCAAAGGCUCAGAUCAAUCGAUACCUAGCCCUACAGACGGAGAUACCUUCCUUUACCACCGAGGAAUGGCAGCACCUGUCUCAGAUUCAUCAAGUACUGAGCAAGUUCAACGAGCUCACCCUGUUCGUAUCAGAGCGAAAGCCACAGAUCAGCCUUACCGUCCCACUCUAUUAUGAGCUACAUGAUUUACUCAAUGAGGGGUCUGAAGCUCAGGGAGUCUUUUCGGGAUUAGAUCGUGAUAUUGCCCAAGCAAUCAAGGAAGGAAUGAAGAAAUACGAGAAAUACUACACCUUUAUGGAUGAAUCAGAUACCUACUACACUGCUCUGAUUCUAGAUCCUCGGGUGAAAGGAGACCUAAUCCUCAAUGAAUUAGAGGAUAAAGAGGCUGGGAAUCUAAUAUUAAGAGCUGUCCGUAACAGUCUUCAUCAGAAAUAUCCACUUCGGAACCGCGAAUCGCCUAGAACGGUAUUACAGCAGUCGGCAUCGGAAAUCAAGACGGUAGAAUCCCGAAUGCUCCAACGGCUACAGCCUCAAGCGGUGCCCCUUCUGUCCGAUAUUGAUCGGUACUUUGACAGUCCUCGAGUUAGCAAUAUUGAUACUACAGAUCCGAAUUGGCUUUGUAACUGGUGGCGAGUACACAAGGAUGAACUGCCUCAAAUGGCAGCAGCAGCAAGAGAGUAUCUACCAAUUCCAUCGUCAGAGAUGUCAGUGGAA